Arachis duranensis is the source of this 727-nucleotide messenger RNA. RefSeq lists its product as uncharacterized. The transcript has a single exon. The coding region runs from base 224 to 727 and encodes 167 amino acids. Lineage: Eukaryota; Viridiplantae; Streptophyta; Magnoliopsida; Fabales; Fabaceae. The record is from RefSeq and is a predicted model, not a curated record.
AACCCAUCUAUAUAACAGGAGAAAGAAAAGAAGAGAACUAGAAAUAACAGAAAAGCAUGGGAGUAAAUAAGAAGAAGUAGAAGGGCAAUAUGGAAAAUGAUGGGAAUGUUUAUCUUAUUCUUGGCAGCAAAAACACAAAAUAAAGCAGAGAUUCUCCAUAUCUACAUACAAACAAAUAAAAAAGGUAAAUAAGAAGCAGCUUCUUCUUCAUCAGACGAAUACGAUGACAAGGAAACGCAGCAUCAGCAUCCAAUACGAAAUCAUGAACACGAACCCUCUCUCGGAGGCAGAGUUGCUCCUCGCUCUCACUCCCUCCGAUUCCAAGAAGCUCAGGAGGCUCCCUCACGUGUUCAGCAAGGUGCUCCAGCUCCCACUCAGCUCCGAUGCUGACGUGUCCGUUGAGGAAUGGCCACACUGCUUCCGAUUCGUGGCCGACGCACCGGCAGGCAUCGCUACUGUUGAAGCUUCCACCUUCCACCUGCACCCUGGGAUUACCAAGCUUGUCGUCAGGGAUUCUCAAACUGAUUUCACGGAAUUGUCCUUUGAUGAGUUCGACCUCCACCUUGACGUGUGGCGGUUUCGACUACCAGAAUCCACGUGUCCGGAGAUGGGCACUGCUAUCUUGCUUGAUGGACAGCUCAUCGUUACGGUGCCCAAACAUCAACGUGGUGUUGAUGACAAUAGAGCCAUGGUGGAUGCUGGAACAUUUGUGCUUGUAUGCUGGUAA